This is a messenger RNA of Medicago truncatula (barrel medic), 1054 nucleotides long. Its product is annotated as pyridoxal phosphate homeostasis protein. Gene Ontology annotation, cellular component: intracellular anatomical structure. Bases 50 to 784 code for a protein of 244 amino acids. The transcript is spliced from 6 exons. The record is from RefSeq and is a predicted model, not a curated record. Lineage: Eukaryota; Viridiplantae; Streptophyta; Magnoliopsida; Fabales; Fabaceae. Gene Ontology annotation, molecular function: pyridoxal phosphate binding.
CCUAUAAAACUGCGAUGACAUGGCAUUUACAAUUUAUUACAAAUAAAAAAUGACAUCAUCCUCACAGGGCGGCGCAGCGGCGUCGCUAAAGGCGGUGCUUGAUCGCGUCCACCAUGCCGCGGAGAGAUCGAGCCGAGACGUGAAAGAAAUCCGGGUGGUGGCGGCGAGUAAGACGAAGUCAGUUUCCAUGCUCCGGCAGGUGUAUGACGCCGGACAUCGUUGCUUCGGUGAGAAUUACGUUCAGGAAAUAAUUGAGAAAGCUCCUCAGCUUCCUGAAGAUAUUGAGUGGCAUUUUAUUGGGAAUUUGCAGAGUAAUAAAGUUAAGCCUCUUCUUGCUGGUGUUCCGAACCUUGCUUAUGUAGAGAGUGUAGAUGAUGAGAAGAUAGCAAACCUUCUUGAUCGCGCCAUAGCCAAAAUUGGCAGGAAACCAUUGAAAGUUUUUGUUGAAGUGAAUACAAGCGGAGAAACAUCUAAAUUUGGUGUUGAACCAGCACAGUGUCUAGAUCUUGUAAAACAUAUUUUUACAAAUUGCCCAAACCUUGAAUUUUGUGGUCUAAUGACAAUUGGCAUGCUCGAUUAUUCAUCUACCCCGGAAAAUUUUAAGACAUUAUCCAAAUGCAGAAGUGAAAUUUGUGCGGCACUUGGAAUAUCAGAAACACAAUGUGAGCUGUCAAUGGGCAUGACUGCAGACUUUGAGCAAGCUAUUGAGAUGGGAAGUACAACUGUUAGGAUUGGAACCGCAAUAUUUGGGGCCAGAGAGUAUCCACAGAAAGAAGAGAAGUAGCUGCUUUCAUUUUGCAGUCUUAUUUAGGUGAUAUUGUGGUGCUUAUAGAUUCAUAUGUCAAAGUCGUAGAGCACCAUAAACAAAUUAUUUUAGCUGGAAAUAAAUAUGCUCUUGAGCAUGAUGUGUUUUCAGAAUAAUCGUCAAGGCUGAACAUUAUUUUGUAUUGUUGCUUGUAAAAUGUAAAAAACAACCUUUUUUACUGAACCAGAACGAAUAUAGUCUAUUUUUGACAAAAGAAUUAUGAUAAUCUUGAAAAGCCACAUUGUAUAA